UACAAACACUUCCCGAUCCCUUUCUUCUCUUCCCCAAAUGGCCUCCAUCUUUGCUAUUAGUCGCUGCUCAGCCUCGGCUUAUCAACGCGCCAUCGAUUAUCAAAGUAGACCACAACGAUUCCAUUCGUUAUCUUCACGCGCCGCCAAAUCCAGAUUCAUAAGGUUGAACAAUCUCACGAGGAAUUGCUCGCUUUCAUCAAAUGCUGCUCCUUUCAUCGUAGCAGACGAUGAGAAAUACAGCAAUAAGCAAGUCAUCAGCAUCACUCCUCGCCUCUACGAUUAUAUCCUCGCCAAUGUUCGCGAGCCUCCGAUUCUCCGGCAGUUGCGGGAAGAAACCGCUAAUAUGCGCGGCAGUCAAAUGCAGGUGUCUCCCGAUCAAGCACAGUUACUAGCUAUGUUAGUACAGAUUCUCGGGGCUGAAAGAUGUAUUGAACUUGGUGUUUACACAGGAUACUCAUCACUGGCUGUUGCAUUGGUUUUACCAGAAUCAGGCUGUUUAGUUGCCUGUGAAAGAGAUGCUAGAUCCCUUGAGGUUGCAAAAAGGUAUUACGAACUGGCCGGUGUUUCGCACAAGGUAAGCGUGAAACAUGGACUAGCUGCAGAUGUCUUGAAAUCUAUGAUUUCUAGCGGUGAGACUUGCAGCUAUGACUUUGCAUUUGUUGAUGCUGAGAAGAGGAUGAAUCAAGAAUAUUUUGAAUUGCUAUUGCAGCUGGUUAGAGUUGGGGGAGUAAUUGUGAUUGAUAAUGUCCUUUGGCAUGGCAAAGUUGCCGAUCCAUUGGUAAAUGAUGCAAAGACUGUCAGCAUUCGGAAUUUCAAUCAGACCCUAAUGGCGGACAAGCGAGUAAGCACCAGUAUGGUGCCUAUCGGAGAUGGAAUGACAAUCUGCCGGAAGCAAUGAUCUAGUCCCAAUUCAUACAACUUGACUCAUGGGGUUCUUGAAGAUAGAAAACAUAGAUUCACCAGCUGAUAUCUACAUUCUGGCAUUCUUUGCAAAUUCACCCAUGCUUUUCAAAUGGAACUUUUAGUUUAGUUGACAGGUGAGAAGUGGGUUGAUUUAAAACGGCUGCAACUAUCAGCAACUUCGCUCGAGCUUGAUUCAGAUGCUUAAAAUAUCAGCCACAAACUCGACGGAGUUUGGCUUAGAUCAGCACAUAAAUUUUGUAAACGCAGCUCGAAAAGAAAAGAAGCCAUACAUGUGUGUCAUAGGGCAUUAUUCAAAACUGGAUUAUUUAGCC
Molecule: messenger RNA, 1235 nt
Organism: Hibiscus syriacus
Lineage: Eukaryota; Viridiplantae; Streptophyta; Magnoliopsida; Malvales; Malvaceae
Product: O-methyltransferase MdmC-like
Exons: 9
Coding region: 38-898 (286 amino acids)
Molecular function (GO): S-adenosylmethionine-dependent methyltransferase activity; O-methyltransferase activity
Source: RefSeq, a predicted model, not a curated record